Molecule: messenger RNA, 2027 nt
Organism: Biomphalaria glabrata
Lineage: Eukaryota; Metazoa; Mollusca; Gastropoda; Planorbidae
Exons: 13
Coding region: 1-963 (320 amino acids)
Source: RefSeq, a predicted model, not a curated record
AUGUCCACUGAUGUAACUUGUAAGUCUAGAGAAUCUAGUCAUACUAGUCAUAGUGACAGGUCUGACAGUCAUACAUGCUAUAUUAUUAUUGACUUAAAUUUAAACUCUGCUAACUCUUUGGUUUUCCUGGCUGAUUCAGGCAACCCAUUCCAUUCUCUAAUCAAUGGCACUAUUAUAGUCACUAGAUGUUCCUUCAGAGUUGAAAUAAAUGGGCGAAACCUCUUGCAAGAUGACGGGGAUGGCAGUGGACAGAAUCAAGAAAGACCUUCAGUUAAUACCAAGGAAGUGAUUACAGUUAACACAAGUCUGGACCUGGACACAUUCUCAAAGCUCUUACCUUUCUUGCGAUGUUACUUUGUGAAUUCUCCGGUGAAUGAAGAAAACAAACUAAAUGUGGAGGACCAAGGCUCAAUGGAAAAAAAAAUUCUAAUGGUCAUUUCAAUUUGCUCAACUUUCUUGAUUGCUGUUGCAUUGGUUUGUACUGGCAUUUUAAUUUACAUUUGGAAAAGAGUAUUCAAUGUCGGUUUAGGCUCCUCAACAGCUGUUCAAUUUAGUAUUCAAAGCAAUGCUGUGGUCUGCACCUCCAAUGCUGCUGAAGAAAUAGAGAUUGUGAACAGUACAGAAGAAAACCAUGUUUAUGACUCAGUAAUAUAUACAGGAUAUCAGACCUUCCAGCCCAAGACUUCAGACGACCUAACUGAAACGAUUAAUUCAAAUGCUACAAGUAUUUCUGACCUAAGUAUCCAGCCUGAAACUUCGGAGAGCCUAACUGAAAGCAUCCCAACCAGUAUUGCUGACCAAACUUUCCAGCCCAAGACUUCAGAGAGUCAAACUGCAACUAUUAGUCGAACCUCUACCUGUGUUGCUGACCAAACUCUUAAUGAUUCCAAAUGCCCAACUGAAACUGAUCCAGUUUAUAUUAAUAUGGCUUGCCAAACUACUGUCAAUGAAAGGAAUAAAUGAAAACAUUUGAGCAGCCUUAAAUAUACUGAAAUUUUAUUCUACAAAAAUGUAACUUCCUUCAGAAUGAAAAAAAAACAAGUUUUGGGCAAUUAUAUGGAAAAAAACAAGUUUGGGACAAUUUUAAAAAUGUCUGAUUCAGGUCUUUUUUGAAUGAUUGUUGUGUUUUUUUAAUUUUAAUGUGUAUUUUAGAUCUAUAUGUUAUCACUGUAAAAUUGAGUUGUUUAAUUUCAUAUGCAUAAGUCUUGUUAAGUUGUUCAGUAUUUCAUAGAGAUAUUUCCUUUUGAUACCAUCAUAAGCGAUUUAAGUUGAUGUACUAGUACAUUGUUUUCUUGACAUUUUUUUAAGUUUGUAUUUAUGUUAUGAGUGCUGCUUUCAAUCUGUUAGUAUUACUUCUUCCAAAAUUCUUGAUAUUGGUUAGUCUUAUUGUGAAUUCAGGUUUUUUCCUCCAUUUUUAUUAGCUCUGUUGUAAUUUUGGUCCUCUCCUGGUGCUUCUAAUUUUUUUAUUUCUGAUGUUUAAAUUAGAGUUGGUGAGUUUAUAGUGUUGUUAGGUUUAUAGUGUUGAUGGCUGUUCUGUUUUUUUUUGUGACGAGGACACCAUUAUUGUUCUCAUACAUGUGUGAUCUUGCUUGAAAUCCAUUCUUGUCAUCCCUUAUUUUCAUGCCCAUUCCUCUCGCAUCAAGGUUCUCAAUGAGUGCUCUUUGUUUUUUUUUUAUUGCCUCAUUUUUAUGCUUUCUGACAGAUUUUGUAACCCUUAGCCUUGCUUCUUUGUACUGCUUUCUUUCUUUAGCAUUAUUUGUCUGUUCAAUAUGCCUGCAUUCUGUAUGUCAGAUUCUCCUUUUCUUUUGCUGAAAUCCAACCAUGUCAUCUGCUUUACUUUUAAUUGCAUGUUGUUGUUUUUUUAUUGCUCAUUUGUUAUAAUUAGGAUUACCCACAGGCUAUGUCUGUUGUUGUGCUUCAACAAUUUAUCUUUUGGUCUGUGAAUUCUAGUAUAUGCUUCAUUUAAUUGGAGUGGCCAGCUUUAAAUUCCUUCCCAUACACACUUCUGGCCUGUGAACUGUUCUCAC